Mangifera indica (mango) is the source of this 1138-nucleotide messenger RNA. RefSeq names its product NDR1/HIN1-like protein 6. Gene Ontology annotation, cellular component: plasma membrane. Bases 136 to 894 code for a protein of 252 amino acids. The transcript has a single exon. The record is from RefSeq and is a predicted model, not a curated record. NCBI's taxonomy places the organism in Eukaryota, Viridiplantae, Streptophyta, Magnoliopsida, Sapindales, Anacardiaceae.
CCUCUUUUUUCCUUCCAUUUCGUGGUUCUGACGACCACAAGAAGAAGCACAAACUCUCUCUCUCUCUCUCUUCAAAUCUCUACUUAGUUUUCACUUGAACUCCUUCUCUUUUGUCUUUCUAUCUCUGAACCAAAAAUGGCUGACAGAGUUUAUCCAUCUGGAAAACAAAACGCAAACGGCGCAAACCCCGCUUUUCCCGCUACAAAGUCUCAACUAUACGGCGCCACCCGUCCCGCCUACCGCCCCACGCCUCGCCGCCACAGUUACCGCCGCUCCUGUUGCUGUUCCUGUUGUCUCUGGUCAACUCUCACCAUCGUCCUACUCGUCUUCCUCGUCGCCAUCGCUGGCGCUAUCGUUUACUUUCUUUACCGCCCUCACCGCCCUUCUUUCACAGUCUCCUCCCUUAAAAUCACAACCCUAAACCUUACUUCGUCGUCGACUCUUGUCACCAACAUAAACCUCAACAUAACGGCGAGGAACCCGAACAAGGAACUCGUUUAUUACUAUAAUCCCACCAGUGUCUCGCUCCUCACGGACGACGGCAACGACAUCCCCAUUGGCAACGGUUCGUUUCCUGCCUUCGAUCAUGGCACCAAGAACACGACGCUGCUGAAAACGAGCAUAAAGGGGAACGGUCAAUCACUCGACGACUUCUCCGCCAGUAAGUUAAGCAGUGAUUUAAAGAGUAAGAGUGGUUUGCCAUUGAAGAUACAGUUGGAUACGAAGGUGAAGGUGAAGAUGGGAGCCAUCAAGUCACCCAAAGUUUGGAUUAGGGUUUCGUGCAACGGCAUCAAAGCGACGGUCCCGACGGGGAAGACGGCGACCGCGGCGUCGACUUCGAAUGUCAAUUGUAAGGUUGACUGGAGAAUCAAGAUCUGGAAAUGGACGUUCUGAGAAAAAGAGUCAAAAUUCCAAAAUUUUAAAAAUUCUCAAGGUGUGAUGUUCAAUAAUUUUUUUAAUUUUAUAUAUUUGGGAUUAAUUUGAUAAUUCUUUAUCAAUAUAUAUAUAUUUUUUAUUUUAUUUUUGCGGGGUGAUUUUAUUUUAUUUUAUUUUUUUGUAAAAGGAAGAAAUUAGGGUUGGUGGUUGUUAAAACAGAUAAAGAAUUUUUAAUAAUUUUACUUUAUUGUUGAAUUAUCAA